Messenger RNA from Paramacrobiotus metropolitanus, 1012 nucleotides. RefSeq names its product DNA-directed RNA polymerase II subunit RPB9-like. The record is from RefSeq and is a predicted model, not a curated record. Lineage: Eukaryota; Metazoa; Tardigrada; Eutardigrada; Parachela; Macrobiotidae. Gene Ontology annotation, molecular function: DNA-directed RNA polymerase activity; nucleic acid binding; zinc ion binding. The transcript is spliced from 6 exons. Gene Ontology annotation, biological process: transcription initiation at RNA polymerase II promoter; DNA-templated transcription; transcription-coupled nucleotide-excision repair. Gene Ontology annotation, cellular component: RNA polymerase II, core complex. The coding region runs from base 352 to 765 and encodes 137 amino acids.
GCCGGCGCGUCGAACAGACUGCGGCCAGGAUAAAUCGCUGACGUCGCGUCUGUUGUCGUUUUGGCUCCACAUAGGUACAUAAAUGUUGCGUUUCGAAAUGCAUAUGCGAGCUUAAAAUUUUCUUGGUCUGCCACAGUUUCUGGACCACUGUGAUAAAAGUAGUCUUCCAGUUUUCUUUCGUUUCGACUGGGUCACUUUCCGGCUUUCCCGAUAUCUGUAUCCGGCACCAUUCAUUCCACACCAGAAUACAUUCCCUUGUUCUUUUGAAUUUUCUGUUGUCCGACCGGAAGUCAGUGAAUGACCGGUUGACUACUGUGGCGGCGCAGUAAAUACACGCAAAACAGCAGAAGGAUGUCGCAUUCUGUGAGCAGCGGGUCUCCUCGACCGGCGGUGGAAAAGAUCGAUGUCGGUCCAGGAUUCGUGGGAAUUAUGUUUUGCCCAGAAUGCAACAACAUGUUGUAUCCCCGAGAAGAUAAAGAGCGAAAAGUGUUGACCUAUACGUGUCGGAACUGCGAAUACGCUCAACAAGCUUCUAAUAGCUGCGUAUACGUCAACAAAAUUCUCCAUAAAGUCAAUGAACUGACGCAGAUUAACGGGGAUGUGGUGGCCGAUCCCUGUCUUCCUCGGACGGAAGAUCACCCUUGCCCGAAAUGUGGUCAUCGUGGCGCUGUGUUCUUUCAGGCUCAGUCUCGGCGCGGAGAAGAGGAAAUGCGGCUAUAUUAUGUGUGUGCUGCUCAAAACUGCAAUCACAGAUGGACGGAAUGAGCCUAACUUAUCUCCUUCGAAACAAAUCGUACAGCGAAACGCUCGUCUCUUUCUCCGCAGCCACAUGAACUUUACGGUGCUUUCCAAGUUUUUCUAGUAAAUUACUUUAAUUUUCUGUUUAUGACAAAUGCCAACAGUGUUUAACUGCUGUCCAAUGUGACGCUGUACGCAGCCGAGUGAUUACCAUUUUGCAAUUCAUUUUGUUUGUGCACAGUUAAAAAGAGAUAAAAACAAGUAAAGCAUAACU